Molecule: messenger RNA, 3541 nt
Organism: Carcharodon carcharias (great white shark)
Lineage: Eukaryota; Metazoa; Chordata; Chondrichthyes; Lamniformes; Lamnidae
Gene: srp68
Product: signal recognition particle 68
Exons: 16
Coding region: 81-1844 (587 amino acids)
Biological process (GO): SRP-dependent cotranslational protein targeting to membrane
Cellular component (GO): signal recognition particle, endoplasmic reticulum targeting
Molecular function (GO): 7S RNA binding; protein binding; endoplasmic reticulum signal sequence receptor activity
Source: RefSeq, a predicted model, not a curated record
CAAGUCCUACAGUAUCCCAGUGUACCGUGCGACCUGUAGGAGUUCUCCGGUGUCCCGUGGUGCUUCGGGGAUCGGUGGUCAUGGCGGCAAUGAGGGAGGAUGUGGGAGAAGAUAAAGAGAACCAAGCUGUGGAGCUCGGAGCCACCCUGAGCCUGGAAAUCCUGCAGAUCAUCAAGGACUCUCAGCAACAACAUGGCCUAAGACAUGAAGACUACCAGAGAUACAGGGGUUACUGUUCCCGCAGACUUCGCCGUCUCAGGAAGGCGCUUGGCUUUAAAAUGGGGAACAAACACAAGUUCACAGGCAAGAAGGUCACAAUGGAAAUUCUGUCAGAUAACAGGUAUUUGCUGCUGGUUUUAAUGGAUGCUGAGCGAGCCUGGAGUUACGCCAUGCAGCUGAAACAGGAAGCGAAUACUGAACCACGCAAACGCUUCCACCUGUUCUCUCGGCUCAGGAAAUCUGUCAAACAUGCAGAGGAGCUGGAACGCCUGUGUGAGAGUGACCGUGUUGAUGCAAAAACAAAAUUGGAAGCUCAGGCCUACACUGCCUAUCUUAAGGGCAUGCUGAGUUUCGAGCUGCAAGAAUGGAAAGGUGCAAUGCAGGCUUUGCACAAAUGCAAGACAAUCUAUGAGAAGUUAGCCAGUGCGUUCACAGAUGAGCAGGCGGUGUUGUACCAUCAGCGUGUGGAGGAGAUCUCACCCAAUAUCCGUUACUGUGAUUAUAAUAUAGGUGACCAGUCUGCAAUGAAAGAACUGAUUCAGAUGCGAAUGAAAUCAGGAGAGACUGGAGGGUUGCUGGAUACUCUGCUAACGCAGACCCGAGCAAAGCACGCUGCCACUAUGAGUGAAGUGAAGUGGAGGGGACGGGUCAUCCCUGUGAAAAUCGAUAAAGUGCGGAUCUUCCUUCUUGGACUGGCAGACAACGAAGCAGCGAUUGCACAGACUACAACUGACGAGGCCAAGGAGCGACUGUAUGAGAGUCUGUUGAGUGAGUGCCGUGAUGCCAUCCAGGCUGUCCGUGAAGAGCUGAGAGUUGAUCCGGCACAGAAGCAGCGGGAGCGAUCUCUGGAGCCUGACUUGGGAAAAGUGUCCACUCUGCAAUAUCUCCACAGUUACCUUACAUACAUUAAGCUUUCUACGGCGAUAAAACGCAACGUUGCCAUGGCUGAAGCUUUGCAAAAGCAAUUGAGUGAGCCUACGCAAGACGAGGGGAAACGCGUGCUGCGGCCGCAAGACCUGAUCCGACUGUAUGACAUUAUCCUGCAGAAUCUGUCGGAGUUACCCCAACUGUCAGGAUUGGAGGAUGAUAAAAACUUCCAGGCAGAGGUGGAGCUGAAGACAUUGGUUUACAAGGCCUACAGGUGCUUUUUCAUUGCUCAGUCCUAUGUACUUGUAAAAAAGUGGAGUGAAGCCCUGGUUCUGUAUGAGCGGGUCCUUAAAUAUACCUCCGAAGCACAGACACGGACCACGAAAUUUACAAAUAAUUUACAGGACCUCCCUGAUGUAAAGGAACUAGCUGCCCGAGUCAAUGCUGAGAAGUACUCUGUACAGGCAGCAGCUAUUCUAGACACAGAAGAUGUCUCUGAGAUGGUGUCACAGCUUCAGGUCAAAGACAGCAAGCCUCUCUGGGAUUGUUUGGACGUGUUCCGCAUCGACCCCUCUCUGGUUACUAAGCAUGCCAAUCUUGUACAGUUCCCACCAGAAUUCCAGCCGAUCCCCUGUAAGCCUCUGUUCUUUGACCUGGCUCUGAAUCAUGCGGCAUUCCCAGACUUGGAGGACAAAGUAGAGCAGAAAGGGAAAGGCCUCACCGGUUACAUCAAAGGUUUCUUUGGCUUCCGUGGCUGAAGUUUGGAACGGUUGGAAGUGAUUAAAACAAUUUGUCUAAUGUAAUGGUCAAUGUCCUACCCUUGCAUUUCUGAACGGAGUUUAAUACUUCAAAUAUAAUCAGAACCAUGGAGAAACCUAGGGGUGCAGAGCAGACUGAACUGAACAAUAACUAUAGCCUCACAAGAUCCUUACUUAUUUCUGCUUGGGUUCUGCAACCCAUUCAACCCACUCCUCCCAGUUACAGUACUGACUGGCCUGUGCUUCGCAUAAGCCUACCCAUGAAAGGAUAGGCUCAACCUGUGUCAGAAAUUGGAGAAAGUAAAAUUACUCAUGUUUUGCACACCCCCCCCGGCCAUAACCGUAAAAAUAAGACUUGUCUUCAGUUUGCUUUUCCUUGUGGACUAUGUCAAAUUAAAAGCAAUUCUACUUCACCAUACCUCAAUAAUGGGAGGCCAAAAAAAAGCAGUGUCUACGAUAUUUUGCUUCUCUUUCUCAUAACCCUGGCUGCUGGCCAGGAGCAACAAGAAUUUGGGAUGCAUUAUUGUAAACCUCCCCUUUUAUGAUUUAAUUUUUUUAAAUGCAACUAACAAGGUGAUUAAGUGACAUUCAGUCAGGGGACCUGUUUAAUAUAUGUUGCAUGAUAUGUCCUUCAUUCCUUUCUCUCUUCUCCCAAGAAGGACUUAAACUAGCCCCUUAUAGUAAUUUAGCGUACUACACAUGGUAUAUACUUAACAGCAUUUACUUUCUGCUGUACACUGUAUGUGGUCCUUUGCAUUUUAAGCGUUAGGUUUUGAGAUACCCUUGUUCUUUAUGUUGAGGGUGUAGAUCUUUUGCAAGGACCAUGGUGGGUCAUUUCUUAGUUUCACACACUCGUUUGUUGCCGACUCCCUGGUUUGGAACUAGACAAACCAGUGUCAGAGAUGGUCUUCUGCUAAAGUUGUAGGGUGAACACCUUGUUUAAAUAGUCCCCAUCCCUUUAUGGGUCUGGGCAAAAGCCAACCAUCAUAGUUUUACAUGUUCCUCAAACAGGACAUAUGAUGAAAGGUCACUGGAGAUCUCUGAAGCAACACAUUGUACAUCUGCAACAAUCCUGCAACUAGCUAAUGUGACACACAGCCACACACCAGCCUGCAAGCCCCACAAGUGCCUGUCUCCUCUCACUGUUACUGCUGCUGCAUAUAGACAGACAUUUGCAGAAGUGAAGAGUUGCUUAUUUAUAAUUCAAAUGCAUCAGCUAUCCGAUUCUUUAAACGGUUCAUGAUUGCUACUGGCUGGCCUUGGAGGACAGCACAGGAAGCCAAACUGAUGCCAGAUCAGUUCAGUCUGCUGUGUACUGAUACAAAAGUUCCUCAACUCGUCUUUUCUCAUCAAAUGACUCAACAGUUGAAGAUCUUGCCAAAUAUUUAAAGCUAAACAGCUUGUUGUUCGAAGUCUGUUGUCUAUGUUAAAACCAGUGCAACUUGGAAUCAUUCCACAGGUAAAGAUAUUUUUCUUUUAAAAUGUUCUACCAAGAUAUAUUGAGAAGAAUCCCCUACUGUGUGUCUGAAUGAACUGGAAUUAAAAUCUUCCAAGAUUUGCGUUGAUGAACAUUGAGCCAUUCCCAUUGUAUUGUGCCUGGUCUUUGACAGAAGGUGCUUAUAAUUGGAUGAAAAAAGAAAAUGGAAACUUUAUUUUUUGUUUUAAAGGCCCUGAAAUAAAGACUAUCCUAAAGUGAA